Molecule: messenger RNA, 585 nt
Organism: Dicrocoelium dendriticum
Lineage: Eukaryota; Metazoa; Platyhelminthes; Trematoda; Plagiorchiida; Dicrocoeliidae
Source: the annotation of a GenBank genome assembly
AUGUGUGCGAUGACGUGUGACCCGGAUCAGGCAAAUUUUCUCACUCCGAUGAUCGGUGGAAACCUGGUCCGAUCCGUUAUGUAUAACUUAACAGUUUCAGUGAAGGAUGGCUUCUUCACCAGCUGCAAGGAUGUCCGAUUCUCUGAUGGACGCUCAGUGGACUUGAUGUGUGACUCAGAAGUUUGCACACCGGAAUUACUCCUAAGAGGUCUCGAAGACCACAGCCCAUUUCCACUCAAGUUUGUCGUCACUCCCGACUACAAAUAUGGUUCACUGAAUGUCAGCGAAAAGAGGGCCUACAACCAUCCUAUGUAUAGUUGCAACCAAGCGGUGCCAGCACGUGGAUCGGAUUCCGGAGGGCCAAGCUGCUCUUGCACAGAUUGUGAGGGCUCAUGUCAACCACGAGUGUCGGCGUCUCCACUACGUGUUCUCAGUAAGUCAAUUAUCUACAGUGAAAGCAGGGUAGUUCUAACUAAAUUCAUGCACGAGUGUCCAUUCUUUGUUGGUCUGCUAGUGAAUACGACGUCUGAGAAUUUCAGAAGGAACAACGACCCUGAGAAUGCAAGCCCAACUACAGCAAUCUAA